AUGGAUCCGCAAGAGCAGGAGCAGGGAGGAGACGAUGAAGCACGCUUGGGCGUGUGUUUCGUGCACCCCUCGUGGUUUGGCGGACCUUUGGGUCCUCACAACGUGCUCGACUUCUUCAGCGCCUCCGACUUUUAUGACAAGUCAUGCAACAACGAGUUGCUGCGCAUGCAAGAGCGCGACAUGUCGCUGCUGCGGGCCAUGACUGGCCUCGAGUACGAGAUCCGCUACGCCGACGAGGCGCAAGGGAUCUUCUUGCUCUGCAAGCAGAUCCGAGAGAGCCCCGACCUGGCGCACCCGCAAACCUACUACUACGUCAUGCACGGCACAGUCUACCAGUGCCCCACCAUCCAGCACGUGCUCACAGCCCGCAUGACGACGUGCUCGUACCACCUGGAGGAGGCCUUCCGCAUGGUGAGCGCUGCGGUGCGGUUCGACCCCUCGACGGAGCCCAACUACUCCUACGACUUCACCGCCGCUACCGACGCCGCCCAGCCAUCCGCCGACGAGGAUCCCGAUCGCCCAGAAGACGAUGCGGCGGUGCCGGAGAAGACGCAAGAGGAGCUCUAUCGGCUGCAGCAGACGGCCGACCGGUCCUCGCGCAUCCUCAAUUCCAUCGUGGGCCAGGGCAAGCGACCAGGAGACACUGCGGGCACCAAGAAGCGACGUCUUGUCGAUCUCUGA
Messenger RNA from Acanthamoeba castellanii str. Neff, 681 nucleotides. Its product is annotated as MED6 mediator sub complex component protein. The record is from RefSeq and is a predicted model, not a curated record. Lineage: Eukaryota; Discosea; Longamoebia; Acanthamoebidae. Gene Ontology annotation, biological process: regulation of transcription by RNA polymerase II. The transcript has 6 exons. The coding region runs from base 1 to 681 and encodes 226 amino acids. Gene Ontology annotation, cellular component: mediator complex; core mediator complex. Gene Ontology annotation, molecular function: transcription coactivator activity.